Mycetomoellerius zeteki is the source of this 867-nucleotide messenger RNA. RefSeq names its product Evr1_Alr domain-containing protein Alr (gene Alr). Gene Ontology annotation, molecular function: flavin-dependent sulfhydryl oxidase activity; flavin adenine dinucleotide binding. Gene Ontology annotation, cellular component: mitochondrion. The record is from RefSeq and is a predicted model, not a curated record. Bases 322 to 801 code for a protein of 159 amino acids. NCBI's taxonomy places the organism in Eukaryota, Metazoa, Arthropoda, Insecta, Hymenoptera, Formicidae. The transcript is spliced from 2 exons.
CGCGUCACCCGGUAUAUAAUUCGGCAUUAGGUUAGGGUGAGGUUAGGCUGCAUUAUGGAGUGGUUCGUCCGUUGCGAGAGCGGCGAUCGUAUAAAAAUUUCAGUAUUAUAAAAAGACAUGCCUUUUAUUAUCACGAAUUCAUUUCGUCUCAACUACAUCAUGUGUGAUUUUAUUGUAAACGCACAAAGGCAAGGGUAAGAGACCCUAAGCGUUGAAAGUUUUAUCUCGCGAGUGGACUUAGAGGUUAUGUCGCACGUGAGAGCUACGUUAACCUGCCUGCGGUGACACUUGAGGAUCUUCACGCACGGAACGAACGAGAGAAUGUCAAACGAGAAACCGUGUCGUGCUUGUAUGGACUUCCGGACGUGGGCGAAACGCCAGAAGGAAGUCUACGACUCGGAGAAGGAAGUACAAAAGAAACCGGAGCAAACACCGAAUGCAAGGAACAAUAGUAUUCGACAGGAUUGUCCUUUGGAUAAGGAUGAGUUGGGUUCAAAGACUUGGGCUUUCUUGCAUACCAUGGCGGCGUAUUAUCCUGAUCGUCCGAGUGAGAAACAAAAGGCUGACAUGAACAGCUUCUUUCAUACACUUUCCAAAUUUUAUCCUUGCAGUAUAUGCGCAGAAGAUCUGCAGGAGCAAUUGAAACACUCGCCACCGCAGAUCGGAUCUCAGGAAAAAUUGAGCCAAUGGCUGUGCAGAAUCCAUAACGAAGUCAACAAGAAACUCGGAAAACCAGAAUUUGAUUGUAAACUAGUGAAUCAGAGAUGGAGAGACGGUUGGUUAGACGGUUCUUGUGAUUGAUAAGUAGCAAUAAUAGUCUGAAUGUACAAUGGGACCUGAAUACAAUACGAAUUAUUGUGUAAAUAA